CUCACACACACACGCAUUUAAGGACUGCAGAAGCAAGCGCUGAAGUCAGACUGAUCUCAGGAUUCAUCAUGUCUGGAGUUUGGACUGGGCUGUUGCUUGGUGUGUGUGUCUACGUGUGUGUUACAGCUCAGCGAAAUGGACCUCCAGGUUUCCUUUACCAUCAUCAUCAUCGGCAGCAUGAUCAAACAGAGGAGCCGAAACAAAACAUAAGCAACAGCAAGAUAGAGGUCCAGAGUGUGAAGAUAGACUGCAAGGUGGCGUCUCGUUUCGCCCACACUGUCAUGACCUCCACAGCUCUGAACAAGGCCAACGUCUCACAGGAAGUGUUCUUUGAAGUAGAAUUACCAAAGACGGCCUUCAUCACCAACUUCAGCAUGGAAAUUGAUGGUCAGACAUAUUUGGGAGAAGUGAAAGAAAAGGAGACAGCUAAGGAACAGUAUGAAAAGGCUGUGUCCGCUGGGCAGACUGCUGGCCUGGUCAAGGCCUCAGGCAGAAAGAUGGAGAAGUUCUCUGUGUCUGUGAACAUUGCCGCCAACAGCAACAUUACAUUCACACUUACUUAUGAGGAGCUCCUUCAGCGUCGCUUUGGCAAAUAUGAGAUCAUGAUUAGAGUCAAACCCAAACAACUAGUCCAACACUUUGAGAUUGUUGCUGAUGUCUAUGAGCCACAAGGCAUUGCAUUCCUGGACACCAAUGCCACAUUCCUCACCAAUGAACUGCUCCCCCUGGUGGAGAAAAUGGUCACAAACAAAAUGGCCCACCUGUCCUUCUCUCCUACUCUGGAUCAGCAGAGGAAAUGCCCAGACUGUGACAGUACAUUGGUAGAUGGAGAUUUCAUCAUCACUUAUGACGUCAACCGUGCAAAGGAUAUCGGUGACAUUCAGAUAGUGAAUGGGUACUUUGUACAUUUCUUUGCUCCAGCUGAUUUGCCACGAUUGCCAAAAAACGUAGUGUUUGUGAUUGACAGGAGUGGAUCCAUGCAUGGAAAAAAGAUGGAACAGACUCUAGAAGCUCUAGUGACCAUUCUAGGUGACUUAUAUGAAGAAGACCACUUUGGUCUGGUCACAUUCGACGACAAAAUCGAAUUGUGGAGACCAUCACUGAGCAAAGCAUCCCAGGACAAUGUAAAAGAAGCUAAAGAAUUUGUCAAAACCAUUACAGCAAGGCACAUGACGGAUAUCAAUGGAGCCGUUUUGCACGCUGUGGACAUGCUAACUGCAGCCAAGAAAAACAGCUCCCUCCCGGACCACAGCGCAUCCAUGAUCAUCCUUCUGACAGAUGGAGAUCCCACGUCGGGGGAGCAACAUCUACCCCAGAUCCAAGAGAAUGUCCGAAAUGCCAUUGGAGGAAACAUGAGCCUGUUCUGCUUGGGCUUUGGUUAUGAUGUAGACUACACAUUCCUGGAUGUGAUGGCCAAGCAGAAUGAUGGACUGGCUCGCAGGAUCUAUGAGGCAUCAGAUGCUGCACUUCAGCUACAGGGUUUCUAUGAAGAGGUGGCUAGUCCACUCCUAUUAGAAGUGAAUCUGCAUUAUCCAGACAGUCUAGUGAAUUCCUUGACAAACAGCCACUUCAGGCAGCUUUUUGAUGGCAACGAGAUUGUAGUUGCUGGCCAACUGAAUGACCUUGCUGUGGACAACCUCCUAAUUGAGGUGUCAGCCCAAGGGCUAGAGGAGCAGUUUCUUGUCCAGGACCAGGUCAGUGUUGAGGAGUGGGACGUCAUGUUUCCUGAACAAGAGUACAUCUUUGGGGACUUCACUGAACGUCUCUGGGCAUAUUUGACCAUUCAACAGCUCCUAGACAAGCGGGACAAGUGUAAACCUGAAGAAAGUGAGAACAUCACAGCUGAAGCCUUGGACCUCUCUCUGAGGUACAACUUUGUCACCCCACUCACUUCCAUGGUGGUCACUAAGCCACAAAAUGAUGAAAAUCCAGAGGAUGCGCUCAUUGCUGACAAGCUGUCUGAGGAUCAACGGCAGGACAUAAUUCCACAGGAUUUCGACUAUGAUAUAACUGUAAUGCCCAUUGCAUUGAAAGGCAGCGCCCAGGCACUUAGGUACUUAGUUGAUGGAGAUCCACACUUCAUCAUUGAGAUUCCAGAGGUGAAUGAUGCUCUGUGCUUCAAUACUGAUGACAAACCAGGCACCAUCUUCAAUCUAGUGAGAGAGCCACUCACAGGUUUUGUAGUAAAUGGGCAGACCAUAGGAGACAAGAAAGUGGAACCUGGGAGCAAGGGGCACACCUAUUUUGGUCGCUUUGGGAUCAUUCAUGAGAAGUUCAACAUCAGAUUGAUGGUGACCACACGAGAGAUCCUUGUGUCUGAACAGGGCAAGCAUGAAGAACUUCUUUGGUCAAAAACAUCUACAGUUAAGCACCUAAACAUGGAGCUACAAGUAGCCAAAGACCACAGUUUAACAGUGACCCUGAGGAACACGGUGAAAUGUGUAAUCAUUCUGCACAAAGUGUGGGAGAAGCACCCCUACCACCAGGACUACUUGGGCUUUUACACAGUGGACAGCCACCUCCUCUCACAGAGUGUCCAUGGCUUGAUUGGCCAAUUUUUCCAUGGAGUGAAAUUUGAGGUCAGCGAACCCUUUCAAGGGAAGGACCAAGACAAACCUGAUGCAACCAUGUUUGUGAAGGGACACAAGCUUACAGUGACCAGGGGCUGGCAGAGAGAUUUCAGAAAGGAUGUAAAGAAUGGAGAAAAUGUGCCUUGCUGGUUCAUUCAUAAAAAUGGCACUGGGCUCAUUGAUGGGAAGCUUAGAGAUUACAUUGUCUCUGACCUCUUCAAGACAUUCUGAGGAAGAUCUAUAAGUGAAAACACAAACUGUCUGCCUUUUUCUUAACCCUUACUGGUCACAAAUAUACGAGUAAACCAUUUAUGUUUGGUUUAAAAAGUACCUGACGGCAGCACAGCAGGAUUUCUAUUGACAAAAAUUAAGACAACGUUGUUAGGGAGGUUUGUACAUGCUUCACAUUAAACGCAGUUGCCUGUUGUCCAAACAUACUGGUUUUAUAUCUGUUUUUUUGUUGUCAGUGUGAAUUACCUUUCAAAAAUUCACCUGUUCAAAAUCAGCCAGUACAGUUUCCUAGCAGUGACAAAGCUAGGGGGUGGCUGGGGUGGCACUGGCUACCCCUAAAAUCUGCCUGGCCACCCUUGGUGCCGCUUUAAAACUUUCUUCUCCCCAAAUGGGAGAAAAAAAAAAAAACAGAAGUUGAUACACAAGCCUUACCACAGUAAUCCAUCUGUAACAGUGCAUACACCAUCAGUAGAGAUGUUACAUCUAUUGUUAAUGUGCAACAUUAUAAUAUUGUCACACAUACCAGGAGAAAUUAAUCCUGUGCAAAUAGAAAAAAGAUUAUAGUCACACUCAUGCGACUGACCUUUGUGUGCAUGUCUGUACAUUUUCAUUCAAAUAUUUUGCUGAGUUGAAACGCUCAUGGAAAAGCUAAUUAUUCUUGAGUUGUUCUAGCUAUAUGAUGCAUGCGAUAUACUACAUUUCCAUCAGUCCUCUGCUGAGUGUUGUCAUACAACUUGUGACAGAGGUGAAAUUCUUGUGUUAAUGGUAAUUGUAGUCCAUCAGGUAAUACAAACAGUAUCGAACAAAUCUAGAUGUUUGUAAACAAAGGACCUCGCAAUGUACUGCUGGUGUGGGUUUAAUCUCACACUAAGAUGCAGAAAAAUACAACUUAAGUGCUUAAGCACCUCCUUGUGGGAAAUCUGAAGUAUUGUGGAGAAAGUGAAUUAUCUGUACAUCUCACAAAAUGAGCAUUAAAAUACCUAAAAAAAACUUUUA
Molecule: messenger RNA, 3797 nt
Organism: Pygocentrus nattereri (red-bellied piranha)
Lineage: Eukaryota; Metazoa; Chordata; Actinopteri; Characiformes; Serrasalmidae
Gene: itih3a.2
Product: inter-alpha-trypsin inhibitor heavy chain 3a, tandem duplicate 2
Exons: 21
Coding region: 69-2801 (910 amino acids)
Biological process (GO): hyaluronan metabolic process
Molecular function (GO): serine-type endopeptidase inhibitor activity
Source: RefSeq, a predicted model, not a curated record